This is a messenger RNA of Nicotiana attenuata, 342 nucleotides long. RefSeq lists its product as uncharacterized. The transcript has 2 exons. The record is from RefSeq and is a predicted model, not a curated record. Bases 1 to 342 code for a protein of 113 amino acids. Lineage: Eukaryota; Viridiplantae; Streptophyta; Magnoliopsida; Solanales; Solanaceae.
AUGGCAAACUCCGAUUCUACUCCAGUUGUUCCUCCUCCUACUGCUGCCCCUCUCUCUGCAAGAAAAGAGAAUGUGACACCGGCUAGCUCUAAAAUUGCGGAAUUGACAGAAUCAAGGCAAGAGCUACUCACUAGGAUUCAGAACUUGAAAACACAUCUUCAAAGCUGGAGAUCAAAGUUGGAUGGCCAAGUAAAGGAAGAUGUCACUGCCAGCUUAAGAAACUUAGGGCUUCAGGAUGUCUCAGAAGAAACAAAAGAGGCAGAAGAUGCCAAGCCUAAUAACGAUGAAGAGAAGACUCGGGAGGAAUUGCCAAAGGACAGUGGUAAAGAUACUGAGCAGUAG